AUCACAAGAGAGGGUUAGUUACUGAGGAGGCAGUGGGUUCCUGAUAAACAUGAGCUUGGUCCUCUCCUCUGCUAUGCUUUCUUGCCCUUCUGCCUUCUACCUUGGGAUGGCAGAGCAAAAAGGCCCUCGCUGGGUAUCUGAACCUUAACCUUUGGCUUUCCAGCCUCUAGCACUAUAAGAAGUAAAUUUCUUUCUUUUUUUAAAAAUAGAUUACACAGUCUGUGGCAUUCUGUUACAGUAGUACACAGAUGAAGACAACAGAUAGUAUGAUACACACACACACACACACAUAUAUAUAUAAUAUUUGGUAUGGUGACGGUUAAAGCAAAAACUUGAAUUGAGAGAGUGACACAGAGGAUGAGAAGGGUGAUAGAAUUUUAGAUAAAGUGGCCAAAGAUGGUCUCACUGAGAGAACUAUUUUUGAGCAAAAACCUGAAGCACAUAAAAGAACAAACUGUUUGAAUAUCUUUGGAAGAGAAUCCCAGACAGAAGGAAUAGUAAGUGCAAAUUCCUGAGGCUAUAGGUAUACGGGAUGUGCAAAAAAUAGCAGGAGUCAAAGAGGGCUAGCAAGAAUUAGGAGGAUACUGAGAAAGGAGCUUCCAGAGAUGAAAGGGGGGCUGAUCACUGAAUAAGGGCACUGCAGACCAUUGUGAGAACUAUGACUUUUAGUCUCUGUGAAAUGGAAGUCAUUUGAGGGUGUUCAGCUGAGGAAUGGUAUAGUCUGACUUCUAGGAGCUGUUUUGUAAGGGGUCACUCUGGGUUCUCUCUUGAGAACAGAAAGAGAUGGGUAAGAACUGAAUUGGGAUUAUUUAGAAGCUGAUGUCAGUCAUCCAGAUAUGAGAUCAUGUCAGCGUAAGUGAUUCUGGAUGUUUAAAGGUAGUGGCAUCAGCAUUUCUGGAUGUGUUGGAUGUGUGGUGUGAAAGAGAAGCAGGAUUAAAGGAUAGAUUGCAAUCAGUUAGGAUAGGAUAGGUGCAGUUAGCAGGGGCAGUUCAGUGUUGUAUUUGAAAGCUACUUUAUGUAUUUAGGGUGAGUUGUUGAGUAUAGGAGUCUGGAGCAAGAGAAAAGUCUCACUUGGCAUACAUGAUUGACAGUUGAUAUUUAAAACUGCCACUGGAUGAACUCCAAUGCAGUGAGUGUAGACAAAGGGGAGAAAGGGGCCAAGGACUGAGCCUGGAUUAUACAUAUACUAAUUCAGCGAUAGGGGCUGGUGCUGUGGAGUAGUAAGCUAAGCCUCUGUCUGUAGCACCAGCAUAUGUCCUGGCUGCUCCUCUUCCAAUCCAGCUCUCUGCUGAUUGCCCAGGAAAGCAGUGAAGUAUGGCCCAAGUGCUUGGGCUCCUGCACCCACAUGGGAGACCCUGAGGAAACUCCUGGCUCCUGGCUUUGGCCUGGUCCAGCCCUGGCUGUUGUGGCCAUUUGGGGAGUGAACCAGGCGUAUGGAAUACCUUUUUGUCUUUCCUUCUCUCUGCCCAUUACACUACCUCUCACAUGUUGCUGUUGAUUUCUCAACAAUGUUGCAGUGGAUUAGUUUCUGAGAGGAACAGUGUGGUGGGGGCAAGAGGCGCGGAGUCACCACACAGACCCUGGGGAGUCGGGUGAAAGCAGGCUUGAGGCGAGCAGCCGGCAGACUCAUUUAUUUCAGUUGAAACUACAUUUUAUAUAGCCAAGACCAGCCAAUCUGGUCAAGGGGCAGUCUAUGCCCCAACCAAUCACAGCCUAUUGCCAGGCAGUUUAAAAAGCCAUCCAAUCACAGCCUGCUGCCAGGCAGUUUCAAAUCCAUCCAAUCACAGCUGGUUGCCAGGCAGGCUCCAUUGCCAGGUGGGUUUCAAAGCCAUUCCUGAGUAACUGACGCUCGCUUGCCAGUGGCCACUUUGGCAUGGCCUUCUCAUUCCACCACACUCACAUAAAUAAAUAAAAUCUUUAAAAAAGAAAAGAAUUCAGUGGUAUUAAGGAACAGCAAUCUGAGCUAAUUAUGGCUCUUCAGCAGUUUCUGAGUUCCAAGAAACCAUUAAUGUUCAUUUCAGUAAGAAAACCAUCGGGAACAAAAGGAUCAGUCAGUCUUGUGUGGGAGAUGUUAAUCUCUGUGGCUCUGGGCCAGGUGUUAUCCCUUCUUAUUUGUGGAAUUGGCUUGACCAGCAAGUACCUAGCAGAAGAUUUCCAUGCCAACACACCAGUCUUCCAGAGUUUCCUCAAUUACAUCCUUCUUUUCUUGGUGUAUACUACCACACUGGCUGUCAGACAAGGAGAAGAAAACCUCCUGGCAAUUUUGCGACGAAGAUGGUGGAAGUAUAUGAUCCUGGGACUCAUAGACCUAGAAGCAAAUUACCUGGUGGUCAAGGCUUAUCAGUACACAACUCUGACCAGCAUCCAGCUCCUGGACUGUUUCGUGAUCCCGGUAGUGAUUUUGCUGUCCUGGUUCUUCCUGCUGAUCCGGUACAAGGCUGUGCAUUUCAUCGGCAUUGUUGUCUGCAUCUUGGGCAUGGGCUGCAUGGUGGGAGCAGAUGUGCUUGUGGGAAGGCAUCAGGGAGCAGGGGAAAAUAAGCUGGUAGGGGACCUUCUGGUCUUAGGAGGCGCCACACUCUAUGGUAUCUCUAAUGUCUGGGAAGAGUACAUCAUCCGAACCCUGAGCCGAGUGGAAUUCCUGGGGAUGAUUGGUCUCUUUGGUGCAUUUUUCAGUGGAAUUCAAUUAGCUAUCAUGGAGCACAAGGAGCUGCUAAAGGUGCCCUGGGAUUGGCAAAUAGGACUGCUCUAUGUUGGCUUUAGUGCCUGCAUGUUUGGUCUCUACAGCUUUAUGCCAGUCGUCAUAAAGAAAACCAGUGCCACUUCGGUCAACCUCUCCCUGCUCACAGCAGAUCUGUACAGCCUGUUCUGUGGAUUGUUUCUCUUCCACUACAAGUUUUCAGGACUUUAUCUCCUGUCCUUCUUCACCAUCCUCAUCGGGCUGGUGCUCUACUCCUCCACCUCCACGUACAUAGCCCAGGACCCCCGAGUGUAUAAGCAGUUUCGCAAUCCUUCUGGACCUGUUGUGGACUUACCAACCACAGCUCAGGUGGAGCCUUCCGUCACCUACACCAGCCUGGGCCAGGAAACCGAAGAGGAGCCCCAUGUCCGUGUGGCCUAGGAUGAGGCCCACCCUGCCCACUGAGGACAACUCAGUGGCCAUGUGUCUGCCCAUCAUCUCGUCUUGUACACAGAGAAAGGUAUUUACGAGGUGCACUUUACACAGGUGGACUGCAAGGUAGCCAAUCCUCUGAGAGCUUGUAAAGGGAACAAGCCAAACACCACAGGAGACAUAGGCUCCACUCCGCCUGAUUUGGAGAGAUGCCUAGGUAGUGUGUAUCCUGUUCACAACUCCCCCUGCAUUAAUUACUGUGAAAAUUUUUGAAUAAAAGCAACUACCGUUGUUAUUAUUAUUAUUUGUAUUAUUAUUGUUACUGAUAUCACACAGACUUUCAGGAGGCUAUUUCGUCCUCCUGAUGAGACUUAUUGCCAGACCUACGUGUAGUCAGCAUCAAUCCCACUUUUCUAUGGCAAGUCACUUUUUAAGAAUCACACUUUAUUUUUUUUUUGCACAGACUGUAUGAGUGAUGCAUGCCACAGGAGCUCCACCCCCUGAGAAGUUUCCUUAUCCUAGGGACCUGGUGGCUAAUGGUUUCCUCUGCUACCUGUUGGAUUGCCUGCUCGCUAAAUAUUUUGUGCUGUGACCCUUGUGGGGAGGGGCAACUGACCAUAUAAUUCUCUAUUCUAGGAAUAGAUUUAACACAAACAUUUUAGCCUUUUUAUAUUUCAAUCUCUGGUGACUCCAGGCCAUUGCCUUUCUGUUGUGCCACGUGAUUCCGCUAAUAAAGUCCCCAUAAUAACAAGAUAAGGACUGUUCCAUUUCUGUGGCUUAUGGGAAACCUCAGAAAUAAUACAAUUUGUGCUUAGGGAUAUAUAUCUUUUAAGUCUUUCUGCCCCUCUCUAUAUCCUCUCUUCCAAGACUACUUUUUGGUUUUACUUUUUUCUUCCUUAGAUGUCCUUGAUGAUAAUAUGGAAAUUAACCAAGGCAUUGGAAAAAGGCAGGAUCCCCUAACUUGUUAAUUGAGUGACACCAUUUUUAAAAUACACCAGCACAGAAAUUCCCCUCAUCAUGAAGUAUCAUUGGUUCUGCGCCUCCUAGCAAAGUCAAGGUGCUGAUGUGGAGCAGUCUCUGAAAUAUGCUCACUUGCUCUGGCCACUUUGUAAAGAUGUCACCGAUGAAAAAGUCUGAGUCUGGCAUUUUUGUCUUAUUUGGCAUCCAUUCAAUAGCAGAAUUUAUUGACACACAUUCUUAAGGAUAGAUUCAAAGAUAUUGCAGAAUCCUGUAAGACUUUGAGUGAAGUGUCGCUGGGAAAAUCCAUUGCCCUUGAAGAAGCCUUUUCUUCAAACACAGGAAAUUAAGAAACACCCCAGACCUCUAAGGUUUAGAGCAGAUUCUGUGUGUCAGUAUGGGAAAUACUUUUUAACUUUGGUUAACUUCAAUAUCAUUCAAAAAGAUCCUUGUUGGAGUUGCAGUGUUUAUAAAGGAAAAAUAGAUAAAUAUGAGGGUUUGGAUGAGUAAAAUCAAUAUUCUUAAUCCAGCAAGCAAAGCACCAAUGAGAUCUCUGUGAGGUAGGACAGACUGCAGGGCAGACCUUGGGUGAUGCCUGCGCAUGAUGGGAACAUACAACCCCCGCUGUCCAUCAGCACCCGUGUGGCCUUUUGCCUGCCUUCCAUAUAGAGUAGGUAGUCUCGCCUUUGAAAAUGGGGAAGAAAAAUCUUCUAUGAUUUGUAGAUUUCAUGGCCCUGUCAAUCCAGCCCUCUUCGAAACAUGUUUCCUUUUCUGUGAGGGGGAAAAAAAAGAUUAAUGUCAAAGCUGGAUCAAAUCAAAACAAGUCAGCCAACAUCUGCUCUCUGCUACCUUUUAAACCAAUUAAAUACCUUUCUCUGAAUAUUUUGUCCAUUCAAAUCUGAAGACCUUUAAAGACUGUGGUUUUAUUUUUGUGUUUACAUUCUUUUGGUUUGCAUAAUUUGCUUGACUUAUUGCGUUUUUAGUAUUUAUUUUAAGCCAAAUGUUUUUGUCUUUUUGAUUCAUUUUUAUGACACGAAUUUGUAGGCAGUUAGUAAAAAGUCUUAUGAGAAUCAAGUGGAUGACAUUAAUUCUAAAUCCACUCGCUGGACUGGUAAUUUUUUUAAGAAAAAAUUUAAAUUCCCAAAAGGUUUGCAAUCAACAGAUGUCCAAGGUUGACAUCUGAAUUAUUUCAUAGAAUAUUUUAAUUGACUCCAUUGUAUGGAAACCAAACAUGAAUGUUAAGAGGAAUUCACUGUAUAGCCCUGUCAUCCAGUGUUCUUGUAUUCAGAUUUUCAUGUCACUAGGUUGCCUCACUGUGUUGGUGUGUUUCCAUAUCGAAAGUCUGACAACAUUGACUUGUCCAAGCCCAGAAAUUCUAGACUGACCCUCCAGGGGAAAAAAUAAUAAUAACUAAGAACAAAUUCUUUCUCUGUGUAAAAACAUUGAUCCCUUGGGAAUAGGAUGGGAAAUGGGAGUAGGACAUCAUUAACUCUAGUUGUUUUAGUUUCUGAGAUUUCAUAACCUCAGUAGACACCAGCAAAGACUUCAGCUUUUCAAUCUACCACCACUAUCUCUCCUCAACCAAUAAGACUUAGCAGUUUGUAGAGAAUUUGUCUGGAUCAGAGCAAACCACAGCUCUCCUAAACCCUGCUACAAAUCAGUGGCAGUUCUUACUUCCUCAAUGAAACUGGCACUGGGGACAGAACUUGCCUUGGUCAUACCUUCCCACAGCUCCCAACUCUGAAAUACACAGCCAGGUAGACCAAGCAAUGGAAAGAUCUGCAGCACUGUGUCUCAUGAAUGUGUUUCAAUGUUUAGUUUAGAUAAUGCUUACUUGUGCUAUUAACCUUUUGACAGGCGUGUAGUAUUGUUUGUUUUGGGUUUGUUUUUGCCUUUUAACCAUUUAGUAGUCCCCAGCUAGCUACCAGUGCAGAUUUUACCCCAUGGGUAGGAUUCUAUUGUUAAGCCACAUAACAAAGCACACUAAUACUGACACUGCAAAUGGAAAAUACGAACCAAAAACGAAAUUGACACCGAUAAGUUGAACAAACUGUCCAUUUUUGAUAUUUUGCAUGCUCCCCCAUGGACUGGCUGUGGCAAUGUAAUGCCUGUAUAAUGUUUUCAAAUAAAAAUAAAUGCUUUAUGAA
Molecule: messenger RNA, 6213 nt
Organism: Oryctolagus cuniculus (rabbit)
Lineage: Eukaryota; Metazoa; Chordata; Mammalia; Lagomorpha; Leporidae
Source: RefSeq, a predicted model, not a curated record